GCUUAACAGAAAGAGAGGGGCUUUCUCGCGUUUCCCGACUAUUUCUCCCCAGCAGACUCCGCCGUGGCCGCUUCCACAUCACCGCCCGCCAGUAAACCCGACAACGACGGCGUGGUUUCGGACACCGUUUUGCAUCCAACCCCGUGCACAAAAACGGCUCAGACAAGGGUCAGGAGAUUCAUUUCUGAGAGAGAGAUGCUGCUGAGAUGACCUGUGUGGCCUUAUUUUCCUCAAGAGAUUGUACUCCAAUCAAAAGCCCGGGUCAAACUCUAACCUGGAUAUGGUGGACAGGUUCAUAUGAUGGACAGGUGAUGCAGUCUUCCAUCAGUUUCCUCCACCAGUGACUCAGCCUGCCAGCCCCUCCCUCUGAGGCACAAGCGUGUACCAGCGAUCCUAAGCCCCCCCAUUUCUUUGCCAUGGUGACAUAAGGAGUGCUGCAACAUGAGGGAGCGCCAACAUGACCUUCUCACUUCAUUCUUCUGUAGCUGCGGCAGCUGCAACCGUAGCGCUGUCUAGCUCUGUAAAAAUACGGACUCUGUUCUGAGUUAUCCUUGACAACUUUUUUUUUUUUUUUUUUUUUUUUUUUUUAAUAUACCUAAUUUUUUGUAUCUAUUUUUUUCUACCCACCCGAGAGAGACUAUCCCCAAGGCGUGUUGCUAGGCUGGUGGGGCGGAGCGGUGUGGCGAGGGACGAUGCUGGGAUGUGUGACGCGCCUCCGUCGGCUGGUCCGCCUCCUCCCCCUGCAGACCUCCCUGCUCCUCCUCUUCCUUUUCUGCACCGUCAGCGUCUUCAUCUUCUCCUACUUCCUCUAUGGCGUCAAACGUGAGCCGGAGCCGCUGGGAGGAGGCGUGUCCCUGGCCGAAGGGGCGUCCGUCGGCUCGGAUGACCCACGGGUCACGCCGUCCCGGCUUCUACCUUUGCGGGGCGUCUCGGGGGGCCCUGGCAUGGAUGGCGGAGGGGCCAGGACAGAUCCUGUGGUUCUGGUGUUUGUGGAAAGCCAAUAUUCUCAACUGGGGCAGGAGAUCGUGGCCAUACUGGAGUCUGGCCGGUUCAAGUACCGGACUGAGAUCUCCCCCGGCAAAGGGGACAUGCCCACACUGACGGACAAAGAGAGAGGACGCUUUGCUCUCGUGAUUUAUGAAAACAUUCUCAAGUAUGUGAACUUGGAUGCCUGGAACCGGGAGCUGCUGGACAAAUACUGUGUGGAGUACGGAGUGGGAAUCAUUGGCUUCUUCAAGGCCAAUGAAAACAGUCUGCUCAGUGCUCAGCUGAAAGGCUUCCCGCUCUUUCUUCACUCCAACCUGGGUCUGAAGGACUGCGCGGUCAACCCCAAGUCCCCUCUGCUCUUCAUCACCCGAUCGGGGCACCCCCUCCCAGGUCCCCUGCCCGGGGACGACUGGACCGUGUUCCAGUCCAACCAUUCUACGUACGAGCCCGUGCUGCUGGCUAAGACCCAGUCAGCCGAGAGCGUAGCAUCCAUGGGGCAGAACGCCGCCAUGCUCCCGUCCGUGGUUCAGGACCUCGGGCUUCACGACGGUAUCCAGAGGGUCCUGUUCGGCAACAAUUUGAGCUUUUGGUUGCACAAGCUGGUGUUUGUGGACGCUGUGGCCUUUCUGACGGGGAAGAGGCUCUCGUUGUCCCUGGAGCGCUACAUGCUGGUGGAUAUCGAUGACAUCUUUGUGGGUAAAGAAGGCACCCGCAUGAAGGUUCCUGAUGUAAAGGCCCUGCUGGAAACACAGAGGGAGCUGCGCACCCAUGUGCCCAACUUCACCUUCAAUCUGGGUUUCUCAGGGAAAUUCUUUCAUGCUGGAUCGGAUGAGGAAGACCUGGGAGAUGACCUGCUGCUUUCCCACGUGAAGGAUUUCUGGUGGUUUCCUCACAUGUGGAGCCACAUGCAGCCCCAUCUCUUUCACAACCACUCCGUGCUGGCCGAGCAGAUGUUGCUCAACAAGAAAUUCGCCAUGGAGCACGGGAUCCCCACUAACAUGGGCUACGCAGUGGCUCCUCACCACUCGGGGGUUUAUCCUGUGCACAUACAGUUGUAUGAUGCCUGGAAGAAGGUGUGGGGCAUCAAGGUGACGAGCACUGAGGAGUACCCGCACCUAAAGCCUGCCCGCUUCCGGCGAGGCUUCAUCCACAGUGGCAUCAGUGUGUUGCCCAGGCAGACAUGUGGCCUUUUCACACACACCAUAUUCUAUAAAGACUACCCGGGCAGCCCCAAUGAACUGGACAAGCUCAUCAAUGGAGGGGAGCUCUUCCUCACUGUUCUGCUGAACCCUAUCAGUAUCUUCAUGACCCAUCUGUCAAACUACGGGAACGACCGCCUCGGCCUGUACACCUUCAAAAGUCUGGUGAUGUUCAUCAAGACGUGGACGAACCUGAAGAUGCAGACCCUGCCACCUCUGCAGCUGGCGCAGAAGUACUUCAGUCUGUUUCCCUCGGAGAGAGAUCCCCUCUGGCAGGAUCCUUGUGAGGACAAAAGGCACAAGGACAUCUGGUCCAAAGAGAAAACAUGUGACCGCUUCCCCAAACUGCUUGUUAUUGGGCCUCAGAAGACUGGAACGACAGCACUUUACCUGUUUCUCGGCAUGCACCCUGAUCUGACCAGCAACUACCCCAGCAAGGAGACGUUUGAGGAGAUUCAGUUCUUCAAUGGACACAACUACCACAGAGGCAUUGACUGGUACAUGGAGUACUUCCCUCUGCCCUCCAACACCAGUUCAGACUACUAUUUUGAGAAGAGUGCCAACUACUUUGACUCUGAGGUGGCUGCUCAGAGAGCUGCAGCUCUUCUGCCCAAAGCCAAGAUCAUCACCAUCCUCAUCAACCCAGCGGACAGAGCGUACUCUUGGUACCAGCACCAAAGAGCUCAUGAUGACCCAGUGGCAUUAAAAUACUCCUUUCAUGAAGUCAUCACUGCAGGCCGGGACGCUCCAGUCAGACUACGGGUCCUGCAGAACCGCUGUCUGGUGCCGGGCUGGUACGCCAUCCACCUGGAGCGCUGGCUCAACUUCUACCACCCCAGCCAGUUGUUAGUUCUCGACGGACAGAUGCUGAAGACUGAGCCUGCCUCUAUCAUGGAUAAAAUCCAGAAGUUUCUCAGCCUUGCCAACAUUAUAAACUACCACAAGAUCUUAGCGUUUGAUCCCAAGAAAGGCUUCUGGUGUCAGUUGCUGGAAGGAGGGAAAACUAAAUGUUUGGGAAAGAGUAAAGGACGCAGGUACCCUGAUAUGGACCCCGAGUCGCAGGAGUUCCUCAGGGAGUACUACAGGGAUCACAACAUCGAACUGUCUAAGCUGCUCUACAGGAUGGGUCAGCCUCUGCCCAGCUGGCUCCGAGAGGAGCUGGUGCACAGCAGGUAGCAGCGCUGCCACGGAGGACGAUAGCAAUCCCUUCAUAGUGACUCACCGGCCAGGGGGCCUGAAAUAUUAAAGAUCCCAAGUUGUUUUGACUGGAAUCUGUUGAGAUUUGAAGGUGGGAUAUCGAACUAAAAGUCAAAACUCUACUGUGAUCUUCCGGGAACAUGGCAACACGAACGGGUUCGCCUCACUGAGAAGACUCAGCGACGCACACAAGAAACCGCCGGUGUUUGAUAACCACAGUUCCAUCAUCCUCAAGCUUCCUCUCAUCACAUGAACUUGCUGCUGGAACUUUGGGAGACAAAAAGGAACUUUUGUCUGCAGUCUCAGUUUUCAAAAAGGGGGUGACUGACGACACAAUCACACAUUUCCCCAGCGAUACCAUGUGGUGUUUGGAGCAUAUCGCAAUGGAUAACGUCCUGGUGGACAGCAGCGUCUGAUCCAGGCGUUUGUGUGACGUGGUGAGCGGGACACGUGGAGCCCUGACUCAGGCUGCAUCGUGUAGCCUUACUCGAUAGGCCUUGGUAGACCCUAGUUAUCGUAUUACAAGUGCCAGGACAGAAUCUUCAUCAAACUAUCGCCACAUGAACUUUUUGAGGGUUCUUUUUAAAAAACGUUUUUUGUUUUUCUUUUCUCCAAUUUAACAUUUCUUUUAAUACUGAUGGAAAUGCGUAUUUGUAGAAUGUACCAAAACUAAAAAUCUUAGCUGCGUUGUUUCUCGUAUAUACAGAAUGUACAGUGCAGUUAUUUAUACUGUCUUUUGGCUCCGCCUGCUCUCCGGUCAGUUUCAUGACCAAGUGCGUCGGCUCAAGCAGGAACAGUAGGACAGACGUUUGAAAGCACAAAGGCGCUCGAGCGAGCAUCAAUUCGGAACGUACAAGAACCUGGAAAGCACACUAACUAAAUGGCUCCUACAAUCUGUGAAGAAGAUCAUAAGCUAGCUACUGUAUAUUAAUCGAGCACUCUGGUCCUGUAGGUUCAGAAAGUGUACAGAGGAAGGCUGUGCAUUUCAGAACUGUUUUUCAACAUUGGGUUUUUGUCAAAACUGUAUUUUAUCAUCUAUUAUUUUUGAUUUUAUUUAGAAGAGGGUUGAGAGGUGAGCUUAGAUUAAAAAAAAAAAGUCACCAGACCAACCAACAGUAUAUGACAACACAAACUGAUGACGUCACACAGUUGUUGGUCCAAGUGUUACCACUGCAGCAACAUGUCAAGCGUAGAUAACAAAAAGCUGCUCUUACCGCAAUAGUUUUGUACGUUGUUCUGAUGUAACAAUGCACACGUGGCUUCGUCAUUUUCCUGACUCUGUAAUGUACAUAAUGCAAGACCCUGAGUAGACCUAAAUUAUUGAAUGUGUUUGGGUUUACGUCGCAUCAGUUCUUGUAGUGUGAAACGUCAUUGCUGCACUGAGGGGAGUUUCGAUUCUUUCAUCGUGCAGAGGCGUCUUAAAGAGCAUUUCCUCUCUCGUGACCUCUCACUGCCAACUGUUGUACAAAGGUACUGAGUCUCUCCAUAUAAAGUAUUACGUGAUAACACAUAACAGCAACGAUGGUACUAAUCUCCUGGACUGUAUGAUAAAGAUUUGUAAUUGUUGUCAAUAAUUUUUACAGUGUAACUAAUAUUGUCGGUGCUUUUUAAUUUGCAAAUAAAACACCACUGUAUUUUUCA
Cololabis saira (Pacific saury) is the source of this 5024-nucleotide messenger RNA. RefSeq names its product bifunctional heparan sulfate N-deacetylase/N-sulfotransferase 1-like. Lineage: Eukaryota; Metazoa; Chordata; Actinopteri; Beloniformes; Belonidae. Bases 693 to 3362 code for a protein of 889 amino acids. The transcript has 15 exons. Gene Ontology annotation, cellular component: Golgi apparatus. Gene Ontology annotation, molecular function: deacetylase activity; heparan sulfate N-sulfotransferase activity. The record is from RefSeq and is a predicted model, not a curated record.